This is a messenger RNA of Ambispora leptoticha, 1200 nucleotides long. The record is from the annotation of a GenBank genome assembly. Lineage: Eukaryota; Fungi; Glomeromycota; Glomeromycetes; Archaeosporales; Ambisporaceae.
AUGAAGUUCUAUACUUGUCUCGCUCUUCUUAUGACCUCAAUUGCUUCUGUAUCGGCGCACACCACUAUGAAAUAUCCGUUACCAAGAGGACAUCCCUUAAACCCAAAUGCCGCAACAAAAGACUACAACUGUCUCUCAGCACCAUUGAAUGGCGGUGCGGGCUGCGCACCAAAAGCGUUCCCAUGCGGUGGCUACCCACAAGACACCACAGUCACACAAGUAUUUAACGCCGGCGACGUAAUAUCUGUCCAAUUCUGGAAUCCAAAUUUUCCGAAUGGCCCUCAACCAAGCGAUGCAACAGCAAAUCAAGCGCGUCACAAUGGUGGCCAAUGUGAAUUUGCUUUGUCGUAUGACGGUGGUGUGACGUACACUGUUAUUGCCACUUACCAUCAAACUUGUCCGGAUAUCUUUUUCGAUUGGAAAGUGAAAAUUCCGGAUGCCGCGCCAUCGUGUGAUAAUCCAGGAAAAUGUCUUUUCUCGUGGUCGUGGAUUAACGCUGUAGGAAAUCGUGAAUUCUAUCAAAAUUGCGCUGAUAUCAAAAUUGUUGGAAAAUCGACUAAGCCAUUACCGAUUAUGGAUAUUACCCGCGCUAAUUUACCACCACAAUUCCCUAAUACUAUCACUCCACCGGGCGAUCCAGCAAAUACUGGUAAUGCUAAAGGAUCCGGUCCAUUAGAUUCAGACACCUCAGCUAAUUUAGCAAUGAAUAUUGGAGGAAGCGGUGGUAGCAGUUCAUCAAGUGAUAGCGGAAGUGGAACACCAGCAAGUGGGACAACAACCUCAGUUACUAGUACACCAACAACAACCUUAUCAGCUACUGUUGGUACACCGACAACCACCUCAUCAGCUACUGAGAGCAGCACAUCAACAACUUCAACAGCUACUGAGAGCACAUCGACAACAAUUUCAUCAGCUACUGAACCUACUGAUACUACAGAACCCACUAACGCAUCGUCUCCUGCACCAGCUGUUAAAAGUUCUACUUCAAAUACCACACCCCAAGCAUCUAACAAUCCACUAGCAUCAAACGGAUCAUCAUGCAAAAACGAAGGAAAAGAUUACUGUAUUGACUCUGGAAAAAGUUCCUCUUAUAAUACGUGCGAUAAUGGCCUAGUAGUCACUCGGCAAUGUCCUGGCGGCACUGUAUGUAUUACUGCCGGAGGUUCCGUAGAAUGUGGACGUUCAUCGCGAAAAUUUUAA